GAUUGAUGUAAAAAAAAUUACCAACGAGCUACAGGAACAGGUCGCAGCGCCCAGAAAAGCCAAUAAAAUCACGGGAAAGGCGGGGUUUUAGGAUCACGGACGUCACGGUUGCAGCUGCAGUAUUUCCUUGCAGAAAAGGGACGCGAGAAGGGCCUGGUGAGUGAAUUUGACAUUGAAGUGCAGUGCUGGGAGUUGUGCUGUACAACCAUGGCCACUGCAGCAAUCCUUGACCCAGAUAUCAUCAGGGAGGUCCUGGAAUGCUCAAUCUGCAUGGAGACUUUCAAUCAGGACCAGUUACGACCCAAACUCCUGCAGUGUGGGCAUACUGUGUGCAGGCAAUGCCUGGAGAAGCUGCUUGCAAGCACCAUCAACGGAGUGCGCUGCCCCUUCUGCAGCAAAGUGUCCAGGAUGAGUAACAUCUCGCAGCUUGCUGACAAUUUGACUGUCCUUAAAAUCAUUGACUCUGCAAGCUCAAGUGCAACAAUGUGUUUGAUGUGCAAAGUGUGCAGGAACAGACUACCAAAGCAGUACUGCCAGGUGUGCAGACUGGUGCUGUGUGAUGCCUGCAAAACUGAGGGGCACGAGCAGCAAGGCCACCCUGUACUUGCCAUCCACGCUGCGGCCGAGCAUCGCAGGAGAGACGUGGGGGAGAAGCUCUCUGCUUUGCGGCAGAUGAUGCAGGAUAUACAGAAGAAGAAAUCUGCUCUGGAUGGAGUCUUCAGAAAACUGAGGUUAAAGUACAAAUCCGUGCAGCAGGACUAUGCUAAAGCUGAGCUUGGAUUACAGGACGAGCUGACAAAGUCUCGCAUGGCUUUUUCCAGUUCCUUGUCAGAAAUCGAAAAACUCAACAACCAGGUUCUCGAGGAACAGACCUAUCUUUUAAACCUGGCGGAAGUCCAGUUGGUAUCGAGAUGUGACUAUCUCACCAUGAAAAUAAAGCAGGCAGAUCUUGCUCUGCUGGAAGAGGCCGUUGAUGAGGAGGAACUGGAUUUGAAGUGCAACCUUCCUGUGCUUCUGAAGCUGCAGGAGCCUGAACUGGUCCAAGCUGAACACCUGGAGCCUCUGGGUGUGGGACAGGUCAGAAGAAACCAGGUCACUGUGAACACGGAAGAGGAUUACCAGGAACAGGCAGAAUCUUCAUUCAGUUUGUAUCGAGAUGUUGACAUGGUGGCUGAAAAAGCGUGCUCUUUGACAGCAUCGCCCAGCUUCAAACCAAAGCUUGUGGAGCCGGGAGCUUCUGGAUCACAGCAGUGCCAGUUCAUUAAGAAAAUGGGCUGCAAAGGCAAUCUGCCUGGUAUGUUUAAUCUCCCUGUUAGCUUGUGUGUUACAAUGCAAGGGGAGGUGCUCGUGGCUGAUCGUGGAAACUACAGAAUUCAGAUUUUCAAUCGGAAGGGCUUCCAAAAAGAAAUCCGACGAAGCCCGAGCAGCAUUGACAAUUUUGUUCUCAGUUUUCUUGGGGCAGAUCUUCCGAAUUUGAUACCACUGUCUAUAGCCAUUAACAAUCAGGGACUGAUCGGCGUCACAGAUAACUAUGACAAUUCAGUGAAGGUAUACACACCCGACGGCCACUGUGUAGCAUGCCACAAGAAUCAGCUGAUUAAACCGUGGGGCAUUGCAGCAAUGCCUUCAGGACAGUUUGUGGUCACAGACGUGGAAGGGGGUAAGUUGUGGAGUCUCUCUGUGGAUCGCAGUGUGGGGGUUGUGAACUAUAGCAGGCUGUGUUCAGCUGUCCGCCCCAAGUUUGUUACCUGUGACAGCAGCGGGACUGUGUAUUUCACUCAGGGUCUGGGAUUAAACAUUGAGAACAGGCACAACGAGCAUCAGCUGGAAGGGGGCUUUUCCAUUGGGUCUGUGGGUACUGAUGGACAACUGGGCAAACAACUGAGCCAUUUCUUCUCAGAAAACGAGGACUUCCGCUGCAUCGCUGGAAUGUGUGUGGAUUCCAGGGGAGAUCUACUGGUCGCAGACAGCGGUCGUAAAGAGAUUUUGCACUUUCCCAAAGAAGGGAGUUUCAGUGUCUUGAUCCAAGAAGGGCUAACGUGUCCUGUUGGUCUGGCCAUAACUCCUAAAGGCCAGCUGUUGGUGUUGGAUUGCUGGGACCACUGUGUAAAAGUGUAUAAUUAUCACCCAAGAAGACAGUCUUGUACAGACUAGGACUAGAACCCCAGAUGGUGUUUUGCAAUAACAUCUGUUUUUCUGUUUCCUUUCAUAUAGGAAAUUCAGGAACCUCUGCUACUAUAUUUUAGUACAGCAAGCUAAAUAUUGGUGUUAAUAAAAGUAUAAGUCAAAAAAAAAAAGGCCACCCCUUUAUGGUCAUAUUUUAGGUUGGCAUAUUUUUUUGUUUUUGUUUUGCUUUUCUAUGGGUUACUCGUGCUUGUUUUGAAAUAAAGAAUCAGAGCCUAACUAAUUAUACAUCAUUCAGAUAUUGUACUAAUUAUACAUAAUUCAAAUAUUGCAACCAGGAUGCUGUGUUUUUUCAUGAAGUGCGUGAGGGUCCCUGAAAGUUAAAGUCGAAGCUGUAAGCACUGUAUUAAAGGAUGCACAACAUGUGACUCCUGCCAGGUUGCGUACUGCCUGGUUAACUUCAGAAAAAGAAAAAAAGACUGCCAGUGAGUCGUUGUACAGAAGUUAAUUCCGGGGGUUAGUGGCUGUAGGGUAUCAUUAGAAUAAUAUAAUGACAGUCUACAGUGGCAUACUAAAAAGAACAUUACAAGGUCAAUCAUUGAAAUGGCAGUUGAUUUAUGGCAUAUUUUAUUAUUGAAACAUUAAAAAAAAAAAAACACACACACCAGCUUAGGCAGCCAGUGACCUUUUAAAAUGAACUAGUCAUGUAAUCACUGCAGUAACGUUCCCCAUGCAUUUAUACAUGUAGUUUGCAUAGCACCAAAUGUGGCAUUGAAGUGUCUGUAUUCUCAACCGUUUGUGUGUCUUUUACAUCCUGACUUGUGUGGAUUGUUUGAUACCUUUUGAGUGCAAUAAAUCUGAGACUACAGAAAGCCGUGUUGAUUUCAAGCCUGCUUUACCUCUGAAGUAGCCAAUAGGUGCUGUUUGCUAGUGCUGAUGGGGAGCUAGUCACAAUGAGGGCAUCUACUGUAUAGUGUAAUGGUACAUGUUAGUGCUGUGACAAAUUAAUACAGUGGGAUCAGGCAUUUCUGCAUUAUAUCAACACAUGUCAUUUGUUCUGGACACGGUGGACAACAAAGGUCAUUCUAGUCCAAGUGUUUGUUCCAACAAGACCCUGAUUGAACCAAUUAAACCUGUAGCCAGGCACUAUCACUAAAAAUCUGUUGUGAAAAGCACCCCUGAAAAAAAGUUCAUGCUCCAAAAUAAUAAAAAUCGUCCCUGUCUUUCUUAAACUGAAUUAUAAUGACGUAGAUGCCCCCUAAAACAGGGACACAGCUCAACACAGAAUUGCACAUGCAACAGUAUUGCGAAAAGACCAGAGAAAUGUCACUCCACCUACAAAGUGCCACACAUAGAAAACUGAGCUUCAGCAUCACUGUAGGGAGGUUGCUUAUUUUAUAUUGAGGUGUUGUAAAAGCGUUUGAAAAAUUAAGUUACACUACACUUGUGCAGUUACUAAAAUUAGAGUAAGUUAUAACAAUAUAGUCAAAGAGAACAUUCAAAUAACAGAUAGAUGCCAGUUAAAAAUGAUCCAAAAUAUUACAAAGUAGCCUGUCCUCAAACGAGGACAAUGGCACUUAAUGGGUUAAAUGGAUGAAGUGCAGAGCUGAGCCAUGUGGUAAAAUGUAGCGUGUAUUCACCCAGGAGUAAUAUUACAGUGUAGACACUGC
Molecule: messenger RNA, 3794 nt
Organism: Acipenser ruthenus (sterlet)
Lineage: Eukaryota; Metazoa; Chordata; Actinopteri; Acipenseriformes; Acipenseridae
Product: E3 ubiquitin-protein ligase TRIM32-like
Exons: 2
Coding region: 208-2154 (648 amino acids)
Molecular function (GO): zinc ion binding; protein binding
Source: RefSeq, a predicted model, not a curated record